AGCCGCAGAGGAAUCAUGUCUUUAAUGUGGGACAAAAAUAACAAACUCUCACUUACUCUUCACAAGAAAUAUCCAACUUGUGGUCUCUGUGGUAACUUCAACAGCACUCCAGGAGAUGAUAUCAAUGAGCACAUUGCCAAUAGUAAAAUUCCUGGUGAUUGUCCCAAAGCUGUUAGUAAAAGCUAUGAUGUUUGUGAAGAUGGCGUGCAGCACUGUGACAAAAUUAUUGGAACUUACUUUGAGAAAUGUAGAAAGGUCACCACUUUAUCCAAUGACUACAGAAUGAUCUGCAUUGAUGAGUACUGCCAAAAUAGAGACAAAAAUUCUACGUGUGACACUUACACAGAAUUGUCCCGCCUCUGUGCCUCAGAUGGUCCCGGCCCCUACGUAUCCUGGCGAGAUGAUUCUGAUGUGGUUUGCGAAAAACCUAGAUGCCCAGAAAAACAUAUCUACAAAGAAUGUGGUCCCUCAAACCCUGCAACUUGUUCCAAUGUGGCUCCUUUUCAAGACAGUGAAUGUGUGAGUGGCUGCACCUGCCCAGAAGGUUACCUAUUGGACGAUAUUGGAGAAAAAGGGAGAUGUGUAUUAAAGGCUAAAUGUCCCUGUGAAUCAAAUGGAAAGAUCUAUCAGUCAGGAGAAGUCCGAGAUGGUCCUUGUGGUUCUCAGUGCACAUGCCAAGAAGCAAAGUGGUCUUGCACUGAAGCAUUAUGUCCUGGAAGAUGUAAGGUGGAAGGAAGUUCAAUCACCACCUUUGAUGGUGUUAAAUAUAACCAUCCUGGAAACUGUCAUUUCUUGGCCAUCCACGAUAAAGAUUGGUCUGUUAGUGUUGAACUUCGUCCCUGUCCAAAUGGUCAGUCAGGAACGUGCUUAAAUAGUGUUACACUCCUCUUGAAUUCGUCUGUUUCAGUUGACAAAUAUAUAUUCAAUAGAGACGGAACAGUCACAAAUGAUAAGAUUAGAAAUCAAGGUUAUUAUUAUUCAGACCAAAUGCAGAUCUUCAAAGCAUCUUCCUCAUACCUUCAAGUAGAAACAAACUUUCAUGUAAAGAUGCAGAUACAGAUUGUUCCUGUGAUGCAAUUAUAUGUUUCCAUGCCACCCAACCAAUUCACAGACACUGUAGGACUCUGUGGUUCCUACAACAACAGAGCAGAGGAUGAUUUCAUGUCAAGUCAGAAUAUAUUGGAGAAAACGUCUCAGGCAUUUGCUGAUUCUUGGGAAAUGAUGCCCUGUCCUAAAGGAAACCCCACUUCGUGCAUCAGUAUAGAAAAAGAAAGAUAUGCUGAAAAGCACUGUGGAAUUCUUCUUGAUUCAAGUGGACCUUUUGCUUCCUGCCAUCCAAUUGUGAAUCCUAAACUAUAUCAUGAGGAAUGCAAAAAAUACACUUGCACUUGUGACAACAGUGAAGAUUGUUUGUGCACGAUUUUAGGCAACUAUGUAAAAGCGUGUGCUGAGAAAGAAACAUACAUAGUGGAAUGGAGAACUGGACUAUGUGAUCACUCUUGCCCAAGUGGCCUGGUUUUCAAGUACAAUGUAAAAGCCUGCAAUAGUUCUUGUCGAUCAUUGUCAGAGAGAGAUAGGAGCUGUGAUGUAGAAGAUGUUCCAGUUGAUGGAUGCACUUGCCCUGAUGGAAUGUACCAUAAUAAUGAAGAGAUUUGUGUUCCAAAAUCUCAGUGUGACUGCUACCUAAAUGACGAGGUCAUACAACCAGGCAAACUCAUCCAUAUUGAUGACAAUAAAUGUGUCUGUCGGGAUGGAAUUCUUCUUUGCCAGACUCCCAUUGAUUUAACCCUACAGAAUUGUUCCGGAGGGACUGAAUUUGUUGACUGCAGGGACCCGAAGGCACAGAGAAGAGUUGACAGUACCUGUAGCACUCGGAACAUACCUAGUUUUGAUGAGAACUUGCCUUGCAAACGUGGGUGCUACUGUCCAAUUGGCAUGGUUCGAAAUUCUAAAGGAAACUGUGUCUUUCCUGAAGACUGCCCAUGUUCUUUUGGUGGACAGGAGUAUGACCAGGGAAGUGUUACCUCGGUUGGCUGCAACAAAUGUACUUGCAUAAAAGGGUCUUGGAGCUGUACACACAAUGAAUGUCAAACCACCUGCCAUAUCUAUGGGGAAGGUCAUGUUAGAACUUUUGAUGGAAAAAGUUACAGCUUUGAUGGUCUCUGCCAGUAUUCAUUUCUUGAGGAUUAUUGUGGUCGUGAAAAUGGCACAUUCCGUCUCUUAACUGAAAGCGUCCCAUGCUGUGAAAAUGGGCUUACAUGCUCAAGAAAAAUCAUAGUUGCUUUUCAGGAUCAGAAUGUUGUUCUGCAUGAUGGGAAAGUAACAGCAGCCAAAACUACAGAAAGUAAGGAAUGUGAAAUCAAUGGAAAUACAUAUUCUGUACAUACUGUUGGCCUGUACUUGAUUCUGAAAUUUUUAAAUGGAAUAACCAUAAUUUGGGACAAGAAUACAAGAGUUUCUGUUAUACUGGAUCCACACUGGAAUGGCAAAGUAUGUGGUCUUUGUGGAAAUAACAAUGGUGAUCUCAAGGAUGAUUUCACAACACGAUAUUCAUCAGUAGCUGCUGGAGCACUGGAAUUUGGAAAUAGCUGGAAAACCAGUCAAGAAUGUUCAGACACAGUAGCUCAAGCUUUCCCGUGUGACUCAAACCCGUACUGUAAGGCCUGGGCUGUGCGGAAAUGUGAGAUCAUCCGGGACAGCACCUUCAGAGACUGCCACAGCAAGGUGGACCCCAAUGCCUACUAUGAUGCAUGCAUUGAAGAAGCCUGUGCAUGUGACAUGGAGGGGAAGUACCUGGGAUUCUGCACAGCUGUGGCUAUGUACGCAGAGGCGUGCAGUGCGGUUGGAGUCUGUGUCAGGUGGAGAAAACCAGAGCUCUGCCCUGUCUACUGUGAUUAUUACAAUGCCCCUGGGGAAUGCAGUUGGCACUAUGAACCUUGUGGUACAGUGACUGCAAAAACUUGCAAAGAUCAAGUUAUUGGCCAGAAAUUUUCUGCACUUUUAGAAGGAUGUUAUGCUAAGUGCCCAGAUAGCGCUCCUUAUCUGGAUGAGAACACCAUGAAAUGCGUCAGUUUAUCUGAGUGCAGCUGCUUCUAUAAUGAUAUCAUACCAGCAGGUGGAGUGAUUCAGGAUAACUGUGGAAGAACAUGCUAUUGCAUCGCAGGAGAGUUGGAGUGCAGUGAAACUGCUCCUACAAAUUCGACAUUCACAGUUUCAGCUACAACAGCUACCUCCAUAUUAAGCACCGAAACAGCAAUAACAUUGGUAACCAGGAGCUCAGGUGCAGCAGCUUCCAUUCCAGUGAUUACAACAUCAAGCAGCAAAGCAAUAGGGACAACUCUAACUCUUCUGAAUGAACCUUUUACUACAGGUGUUAUUGGAUCUCCCGUUCCCGUGACCGUCAGUGCUGGCAGUGCAGGCACGACUGUAGUGUACCUCGCCCCCACCAGUCCUGGGCACAUGGCAGGAGGAACAACAGGCAGCCCUACUGCACCAGCAAGAGGAGGUGAAGACAGCACACCCGGGGAACCAAGCACAGGGGCGACAAGCCCAGGGAAACCAGGGACCCCAGAGGUUUCAGAGGGCUUCACAACAGCACCUGGGCAUGAGAACACAAAUGGAGACACAACUGCCCCAGACUCAACCGUGGGAGGCAGACCAGGGACUGCCGGAUCAGCAGCUAGUGAUGCAACUAGACCCCCAAGUAGUGAAGUGACACAAUCUGAAGGCAAGUUAGGAACAACUGAAGGGGAAAAUGCAGCCACCACUGGAACUGUUGGUGAAAACACUUCCCGAGCCUCAGGAACAACUGGACACUAUGUUGAAGGAGGAGGAACAACUGGGCCAUCUGAGGGAAGAUCAGGGACAACUAGAAUAUCAGCUGAAGAAUCAGGGACAACUGUAUUGUCAUCUGUAGUGACAGGGAAAACAGGACCAUUACUGAGAGGAUCAGCAACAACAAGAUCAUCAGUUAAAGGAUCAGAGACAACUGAACCAUCUGUUGUAGUUUCAAGAACAUCUGUACCAUCAGAAGGAUUGACAGGAGCAACUGAACCAUCACUUGGGUUAACAACACCUGGACCAUCAGCUGAAGGAUCAGGGACAGCUACAUUAUUUGCUGGAGUAUCACAAACAACUGAAAGCUCUGUUCUAAAGUCAGGAAAUACUGGACCAUCCAUAGGAGGAUCACAGACAACUGGACGAUCAGGUGAAGAAGCACAGACAAGUGGACUAGCAGCUGGAGGAUCAGGGACUACAGGACCAUCCACUGAAGAAUCAGAAAAAACAGAAACACCUGUUCUGGGUUUAGGGACAACUCAAACAUCUGAAGGAUUAGGAACAACUACAUCUGUUUUAGGUUCAGGGACAACUGGAACAUCAUCUGGAGUGACAAGAACAACUAAGUCAUCAUCUCGAGAUUCAGAUACUACAGGACCAACAGCUGAAGUAUUAGGAACAACUAAAUCAGCAUCUGGUAUAUCAAGCACAACUGGACUAUUGUCUGGUGGGUCAGGGACAACUGGACCAUCUGUUGUAGGAUCAGGAACAUCUGUCCCAUCAGCAGGAUUGACAGGGACCUCUGGUCUAUCACCUUGGUUUGCAACAACUGGACAAUCAUCUGUAGGAUCGAGGUCAACUGAGUCAUUGGCUGGAAGAUCAGAAACCACUGCAACCUUCAUUGUAAGUUCAGGCACUACCAGUCCAUCCACAGGAGGAUCACAGACAACUGGACUGUCAGCCAAAGAAGCAGGGACAACAGAACAAGCAGCUGGAAUAUCAGGGACCACAGGACCAUUCCAUGGACGAUCAGGGACAACAAGACAAUCUGUUUUAAGUUCAGGGACAACCUUACCAACUUCUAAAGAAAUAAGGACAACUAGACCUUCAUUGGUAAAGUCAGGUACAACUGCAGUAUUGACUCCAGGAUCAGCCACAAGUGGACUGUCUUCUGGAGUAUCUAAGUCCACUGAACCAUCAUCUGAAGCAUUAGGAACAACAAGAUCACCAGCUGGUAUAUCAGAGACAACUGGACCAUCAACAGUUGGAUCUGGGAUGGCAACAGGACCAUUUUUUGUAGAAUCAGGGACAGCUGUAUCAACGGUAGGAUUGACUGGGACAUCUGGCCUAUCACAUGGGUUAGGAAUAACUGGGCCAUCAGCUAAAGGAACAGGGACAACUGGAUCAUUUGCUGGAAAUUCAGGAACAACAGUAACCCCUGUUGUAAUUUCAGGGACUGCUGGUCCCUACACAGUAAAAUCACAGACAACUGGACAAUCUGCUGAAGAAGCUGGGACAAUAGGACAAACAGCUGGAGGUUCAGGGACCACAGGACCAUUCCAUGGAGGAUCAGGAAAAACAGGACAAUCUGUUUUAGGUUCAGGGACAACCAGACCAUCUGUUGUAGGUCCAGGAACAACUAUACCUUCAAGUAGACUAUUUUUUGUAGGUUCAGGGACAACCAGAGCAUCAUCUGGAGUGAAAAGGACAAUUGGACCAUCAUCUGGAGAAUUAGGAACAACUAGAUCAUCAUCUGGUAUGUCAAGGACAAUUGGACCAUCAACUGGAAGGUCAGGGAUAACUGGACGUUCAGGAACAGAAUCAGGAACAUCAGUAACAUCAGUAGGAUUAACAGGGACAUCUGGAUCAUCAUUUGGGUUAGGAACAACUGUACCAUCAAAGAAAGUAUCACAAACAACUACAGCACCUAUUGCAGGAUUAGUAAAAUCUACAUCAUCUACAAGAUUGACAGGGUCAACUGGAUCAUCAGUUGGAGGACCAGAGAUAACUGGAACAGCAGCUAGAGGAUCAGGGACCACAACACUGUCAGCUGGAGCAUCAGGAGAAACUGGAACAUUAGCUGAAGGAUCAGAAACAACAAAAACCUUUGUUAUAACAUUAGGGAUUACUGAAACACCUGUAAGAGGAUCACAGACAAUGGGAUGGUCAACUAAAGAUUCAGGAACAACUGGGCAAGAAGCUAGAGGAUCAGGGACAACAGGACAAUUCAUUGGAGGAUCAGGAAGAGCAGUGUCAUCUGUUUUUGUUUCAAGGACCAUUCACCCAUUAUCUGAAGAAUCAGGGACCACUAGACCAUCUGUUUUAGGUUCAGAGACAACCAGACCAUUACCUGGACACACAGAGACCAUGGGAUCAUCAUCUGGAGAUUCAGACACCACUGGACCAUCAGCUGAGGUAUUGGGGACAACUAGAUCACCAGCUGGUAUAUCAGAAACAACUAGACUAUCAACGGGUAGAUCUGGGAUGACAGAAGGACCAUCUGUUGUAGGGUCAGAAACAUCUGUACCAUCAGUAGGUUGGACAAAGAUAUCUGGCCCAUCACCUGGGUUAGUAACAACUGGGCCAUCAGCUGAAGGAGCAGAAACAACUGGAUCAUUUGCUGGAAAUUCAGGAAGAACGGCAACUGCUAUUGUAAGUUCAGGAACUAGUGGUCCCUACAUAGGAGGAAUCCAUACAACUGUACUAUCACCUGAAGAGGCAAGGACUAUAGGACCAACAUCUGGGGGAUCAGGGACCACAGAACCAUUCCCUGGAGUAUCAGGAACAAUGGAACAAUCUGUUUUAGGUUCAGAGACAACUAGACCAUCAGUUGUAAGUUCAGGAACAAGUGGAAUAUCAUCUGGAGUGGUGGGUAUACCUGGACAAUCUACUAGAGUGACAGGGAAAAUUGGACCACCAGCUGGAGAAUUAGGAACAACUGGAUCAUCAGCUGGUAUAUCAAGCACAACUGGACUAUUGUCUGGUGGGUCAGGGACAACUGGACCAUCUGUUGUAGGAUCAGGAACAUCUGUCCCAUCAGCAGGAUUGACAGGGACCUCUGGUCCAUCAUCUGGGUUUGCAACAAAUGGACAGUCAUCUGUAGGAUCGAGGUCAACUGAGUCAUUGGCUGGAAGAUCAGAAACCACUGCCACCUCCAUUGUAAGUUCAGGCAUUACCAGUCCAUCCACAGGAGGAUCACAGACAACUAGACUGUCAGCCAAAGAAGCAGGGAAAACAGAACAAGCAGCUGGAAUAUCUGGGACCACAGGACCAUUCCAUGGACGAUCAGGAACAACAGGACAAUCUGUUUUAAGUUCAUGGACGACUGGGCCAUCGUCUGAAGAAUUAAGGUCAACUAGACCUUCAUUGAUAAAGUCCAGCACCACUGGAAUAUCAGCUACAGGAUCAGCCACAACUGGACAGUCAUUUGAAGUAUCUGAGUCCCCUGAGCCAUCAUCUGAAGUAUUCAGAACAACUAGAUCAUCAACUCAAAAAUCAGGCACACCUGCCCUAUUUUCUGGUGGGUCAGGGACAACUGGACCAUCUGUUGUAGGACCAGGAACAUCUGUCCCAUCAGCAGGAUUGACAGGGACCUCUGGUCCAUCACCUGGGUUUGCAACAACUGGACAGUCAUUUGUAGGAUCGAGGAAAACUGAGUCAUUGUCUGGAAGAUCAGAAACCACUGCAACCUCCAUUGUAAGUUUAGGCACUACCAGUCCAUCCACAGGAGGAUCACAGACAACUGGACUGUCAGCCAAAGAAGCAGGGAAAACAGAACAAGCAGCUGGAGGAUCAGGGACCACAGGACCAUUCCAUGGACGAUCAGGAACAACAGGACAAUCUGUUUUAAGUUCAUGGACGACUGGGCCAUCAUCUGAAAAAUUAAGGACAACUAGACCUUCAUUGAUAAAGUCCAGCACCACUGGAAUAUCAGCUACAGGAUCAGCCACAACUGGACAGUCAUCUAGAGUAUCUGAAUCCACAGAAGUAUCCAGAACAACUAGAUCAUCAACUCAUAUGUCAGGGAUAACUGGACCAUCUGUUGUAGGAUCAGGAACAUCUGUCCCAUCAGCAGGAUUGAUAGAGGCCUCUGGUCCAUCACCUGGGUUUGCAACAACUGGACAGUCAUCUGUAGGAUCGAGGACAACUGAGUCAUUGGCUGGAAGAUCAGAAACCAGUGCGACCUCCAUUGUAAGUUCAGGCACUACCAGUCCAUCCACAGGAGGAUCACAGACAACUGGACUGUCAGCCAAAGAGGCAGGGACAACAGAACAAGCAGCUGGGGGAUCAGGGACCACAGGACCAUUCCAUGGACUUUCAGGAACAACAGGACCAUCAUCUGAAGAAUUAAGGACAAUUAGACCUUCAUUGGUAAAGUCCAGCACCACUGGAAUAUCAGCUACAGGAUCAGCCACAACUGGACAGUCAUCUAGAGUAUCUCAUUCCCCUGAGCCAUCAUCUGAAGUAUCCAGAACAACUAGAUCAUCAACUCGUACAUCAAGCACCACUGGAACAUUGCCUGGUGGAUCAGGGAAAACUGGACCAUCUGUUGUAGGAUCAGGAACAUCUGCCCCAUCAGCAGGAUUGACAGGCACCUCUGGUCCAUCACCUGGGUUUGCAACAACUGGACAGUCAUCUGUAGGAUUGAGGACAACUGCCUCAUUGGCUGGAAGAUCAGAAACCACUGCAACCCCCAUUGUACCUUCAGGCACUACAAGUACAUCCACAGGAGGAUCACAGACAACUGGAUUGUCAGCCAAAGAAACAGGAACAACAGAACAAGCAGCUGGAAGAUCAGGGACCACAGGACCAUUCCAUGGACGAUCAGGAACAACAGGACAAUCUGUUUUAAGUUCAGGGUCGACCUUAUCAACUUCUAAAGAAAUAAGGACAAUGAGACCUUUGUUGGUAAAGUCAGGCACAACUGGAGUAUUGGCCACAGGAUCAGCCACAACUGGACAGUCAUCUGGAGUAUCUGAGUCCACUGAGCCAUUAUCUGACGUAUUCAGAACAACUAGAUCAUCAACUCGAAAAUCAAGCACAACUGGAACAUUGCCUGGAGGUUCAGGGACAAUUGGACCAUCUGUUGUAGGAUCAGGAACAUCUGUCCCAUCAGCAGGAUUGACAGAGUCCUCUGGUCCAUCACCUGGGUUCACAACAACUGGACAGUCAUCUGUAGGAUCGAGGACAACUGAGUCAUUGGCUGGAAGACCAGAAACCAGUGCGACCUCCAUUGUACCCUCAGGCACUACUAGGCCAUCCACAGGAGGAUCACAGAUAACUGUACUGUCAGCCAAAGGAGCAGGGACAACAGAACAAGCAGCUGAGGUAGCAGAAACCACAGGACCACUCCAUGGACGAACUGGAGCAACAAGACAACCUGUUUUAGUUUCAGAGAUGACCUUACCAACUUCUAAAGAUAUAAGGACAACGAGACCUUCAUUGGUAAAGUCAGGCAUAACUGGAGUAUUGGCUUCAAGGUCAGCCACAACUGCACUGUCAUCUGGAGUAUCUGAGUCUACUGAGCCAUCAUCUGAAGUAUUCAGAACAACUAGAUCAUCAACUCGUAUAUCAAGUACAAUUGGACUAUUUUCUGGGGGUUCAGGGACAACUGGACCAUCUGUUGUAGGACCAGGAACAUCCGUACCAUCAGCAGGAUUGACAGAGUCCUCUGGUCCAUCACCUGGGUUUGCAACAACUGGACAGUCAUCUGUAGGAUCGAGGACAACUGAGUCAUUGGCUGAAGGACCAGAAACCACUGUGACCUCCAUUGUAAGUUCAGGCACUACCAGUCCAUCCACAGGAGGAUCACAGACAACUGCACUGUCAGCCAAAGAAGCAGGGAAAACAGAACAAGCAGCUGGAGGAUCAGGGACCACAGGACCAUUCCAUGGACAUUCAGGAACAACAGGACAAUCUGUUUUAAGUUCAUGGACGACUGGGCCAUCAUCUGAAGAAUUAAGGACAACUAGACCUUCAUUGGUAAAGUCCAGCACCACUGGAAUAUCAUCUACAGGAUCAGCCACAACUGGACCGUUAUUUGGAAUAUCUGAGUCCCCUGAGCCAUCAUCUGAAGUAUUCAGAACAACUGGAUCAUCAACUCGAAAAUCAAGCACAACUGGCCUAUUUUCUGGAGGUUCAGGGACAAUUGGACCAUCUGUUUUAGCAUCAGAAACAUCUGUCCCAUCAGCAGGAUUGACAGGCACCUCUGGUCCAUCACCUGGGUUCGCAAUAACUGGACAACCGUCUGUAGGAUCAAAGACAACUGAGUCAUUGGCUGGAAGAUCAGAAACCACUGCAACCCCCAUUGUACCUUCAGGCACUACUAGUCCAUCCACAGGAGGAUCACAGACAACUGGACUUUCAGCCAAAGAAGCAGGGAAAACAGAACAAGCAGCUGGAAGAUCAGGGACCACAAGACCAUACCAUGGACGAUCAGGAACAACAGGACAAUCUGUUUUAAGUUCAUGGACGACUGGGCCAUCAUCUGAGGAAAUAAGGACAACCAGACCUUCAUUGGUAAAGUCCAGCACCACUGGAAUAUCAGCUACAGGAUCAGCCACAACUGGACAGUCAUUUGAAGUAUCUGAGUCCACUGAGCCAUCAUCUGAAGUAUUCAGAACAACUAGAUCAUCAACUCAAAAAUCAGGCACACCUGCCCUAUUUUCUGGUGGGUCAGGGACAACUGGACCAUCUGUUGUAGGACCAGGAACAUCUGUCCCAUCAGCAGGAUUGACAGAGUCCUCUGGUCCAUCACCUGGGUUUGCAACAACUGGACAGUCAUCUGUAGGAUCGAGGACAACUGAGUCAUUGUCUGGAAGACCAGAAACCAGUGCAACCUUCAUUGGAAGUUCAGGCAGUACCAGUCCAUCCACAGGAGGAUCACAGACAACUGGACUGUCAGCCAAAGAAGCAGGGAAAACAGAACAAGCAGCUGGAGGAUCAGGGACCACAGGACCAUUCCAUGGACGAACUGGAGCAACAAGACAACCUGUUUUAGUUUCAGGGACGACCUUACCAACUUCUCAAGACAUAAGGACAACGAGACCUUCAUUGGUAAAGUCAGGCAUAACUGGAGUAUUGGCUUCAAGAUCAGCCACAACUGCACUGUCAUCUGGAGUAUCUGAGUCUACUGAGCCAUCAUCUGAAGUAUUCAGAACAACUAGAUCAUCAACUGGUAUAUCAAAUGCAACUGGCCGAUUUUCUGCAGGUUCAGGAACCUCUGGACCAUCUGUUGUAGGACCAGGAACAUCCGUACCAUCAGCAGGAUUGACAGGGACCUCUGGUCCAUCACCUGGUUUUGCAACAACUGGACAAUCAUCUGUAGGAUUGAGGACAACUGAGUCAUUGGCUGGAAGAUCAGAAAUCACUGCAACCUCCAUUGUAAGUUUAGGCACUACCAGUCCAUCCACAGGAGGAUCACAGACAACUGGACUGUCAGCCAAAGAAGCAGGGACAACAGAACAAGCAGCUGGAGGAUCAGAGACCACAGGACCAUUUCAUGGACAUUCAGGAACAACAGGACAAUCCGUUUUAAGUUCAUGGACAACUGGGCCAUCAUCUGAAGAAAUAAGGACAACCAGACCUUCAUUGGUAAAGUCAGGCAUAACUGGAAUAUCAGCUACAGGAUCAGCCACAACUGGACAGUCAUCUGGAGUAUCUGAGUCCACUGAGCCAUCAUCUGAAGUAUUCAGAACAACUAGAUCAUCAACUCAUAUAUCAAGUAAAACUGGCCGAUUUUCUGCAAGUUCAGGGACACAGGGACCAUCUAUUGUAGGACCAGGAACAUCUGUCCCAUCAGGAGGAUUGACAGAGGCCUCUGGUCCAUCACCUGGGUUUGCAACAACUGGACAAUCAUCUGUAGGAUCAAGGACAACUGAGUCAUUGGCUGGAAGACCAGAAACCACUGCUACCUCCAUUGUAAGUUCAGGCACUACUAGUUCAUCCACAGGAGGAUCACAGACAACUAGACUGUCAGCCAAAGAAGCAGGGACAACAGAACAAGCAGCUGGAAUAUCAGGGACCACAGGACCAUUCCAUGGACGUUCAGGAACAACAGGACAAUCUGUUUUAAGUUCAUGGACGACUGGGCCAUCAUCUGAAGAAAUAAGGACAACUAGACCUUCAUUGGUAAAGUCCAGCACCACUGGAAUAUCAGCUACAGGAUCAGCCACGAUUGGACAGUCACCUGGUGUAUCUGAGUCCCCUGAGCCAUCACCUAAAGUAUUCAGAACAACUAGAUCAUCAACUCAUAUAUCAAGUUCAACUGGACUAUUUUCUGGAGGUUCAGAGACAACUGGACCAUCUUUUGUAGGAUCAGGAACAUCUGUCCCAUCAGCAGGAUUGACAGAGGCCUCUGGUCCAUCACCUGGGUUUGCAACAAUUGGACAAUCAUCUGUAGGAUCAAGGACAACUGAGUCAUUGGCUGGAAGAUCAGAAACCACUGCCACCUCCAUUGUAAGUUCAGGCACUACCAGUCCAUCCACAGGAGGAUUACAGACAACUAGACUGUCAGCCAAAGAAGCAGGGACAACAGAACAAGCAGCUGGAAUAUCAGGGACCACAGGACCAUUCCAUGGACGAUCAGGAACAACAGGACAAUCUGUUUUAAGUUCACGGACUACUGGGCCAUCAUCUGAAGAAAUAAGGACAACCAGACGUUCAUUGGUAAAGUCCAGCACCACUGGAAUAUCAGCUACAGGAUCAGCCACGAUUGGACAGUCAUCUGGAGUAUCUGAGUCUACUGAGCCAUCAUCUGAAGUAUUCAGAACAACUAGAUCAUCAACUCCUAUAUCAAAUACAAGUGGACUAUUUUCUGGAGGUUCAGGGACAGCUGGACCAUCUGUUGUAGGACCAGGAACAUCUGUCCCAUCAGGAGGAUUGACAGAGUCCUCUGGUCCAUCACCUGGGUUUGCAACAACUGGACAGUCAUCUGUAGGAUCGAGGACAACUGAGUCGUUAGCUGGAAGAUCAGAAACCACUGCAACCCCCAUUGUACCUUCAGGCACUACCAGUCCAUCCACAGGAGGAUCACAGACAACUGCACUGUCAGCCAAAGAAGCAGGGACAACAGAACAAGCAGCUGGAAUAUCAGGGACCACAGGACCAUUCCAUGGACGUUCAGGAACAACAGGACAAUCCGUUUUAAGUUCAUGGAUGACUGUGCCAUCAUCUGAAGAAAUAAGGACAACUAGACCUUCAUUGGUAAAGUCCAGCACCACUGGAAUAUCAGCUACAGGAUCAGCCACGAUUGGACAGUCACCUGGUGUAUCUGAGUCCCCUGAGCCAUCACCUGAAGUAUUCAGAACAACUAGAUCAUCAACUCGUAUAUCAAGUACAGCUGGCCUAUUUUCUGGUGGGUCAGGGAAAACUGGACCAUCUGUUGUAGGAUCAGAAACAUCUGUGCCAUCAGCAGGAUUGACAGGGACCUCUGGUCCAUCACCUGGUUUAGCAACAACUGGACAAUCAUCUGUAGGGUUGAGGACAACUGCGUCAUUGGCUGGAAGAUCAGAAACCACUGUGACCUCCAUUGUAAGUUCAGACACUACCAGUCCAUCCACAGGAGCAUCACAGACAACUAGACUGUCAGCCAAAGAAGCAGGGACAACAGAACAAGCAGCUGGAAUAUCAGGGACCACAGGACCAUUCCAUGGACGAUCAGGAACAACAAGACAACCUGUUUUAGGUUCAGGGACAACCUUACCAACUUCUAAAGAAAUAAGGACUAUGAGACCUUCAUUGGUAAAGUCCAGCACAACUGGAGUACUGGCUACAGGAUCAGCCACAAAUGCACUGUCAUCUGGAGUAUCUGAGUCCACUGAACCAUCAUCUGAAGUAAUUGGUAAAACUAGAUCAUCAAGUCAUAUAUCAAGUACAACUGGUCUAUUUUCUGGAGGUUCAGGGACAACUGGAAUGUCUGUUGUUGGAUCAGGAACAUCUGUACCAUCAACAGGAUUGACAGGGACCUAUGGUCCAUCACCUGCAUUUGCAACAACUGGACAAUCAUCUGUAGUAUCGAGGACAACUGAGUCAUUGGCUGGAAUAUCAGAAACAACUGAAACCUUUGUUUUUAGUGCAGGGAUUACUGGUCUGUCCACAAGAGGAUCUCAUACAACCGGACCACCUGCUGAGGAAACUGGGAUAACAGUACGAGCUGGUGGAGCUUCAGGGACCACAGGACUGUUCCAUGGAUUAUCAGGAACAACAGUACAUUCUGUUUUAGGUUCAGAAACAACAAGAAAAUCUGUUGUUUUGUCAGGAACAACUGUACCAUCAUCUGGAGUGACAGGAAUAACUGGACCAUCAACUAUGGAAUUGGGAACAAGUAGAUCAUUAGCCGGUAUAUCGGAGAACACUGGGGCAUUAAUGAGUGGAUCUGGGGUGACAACAGGACCAUCUUUUGUAGGAUCAGGCAUAUCUGUACCAUCAGUAGGAUUGACAGGGACCUCUGGUCCAUCACCUGGAUUAGCAACAACUGGAUCAUCAGCUGAAGGAUCAGGGAUAACUGGAGUAUAUUCUGGAAUAUCAGAAACAACUUCCACCUCUGUUGUAAGUUCAGCGACUAUUGGUCCAUUUACAGGAGGAUCACAGACAACUGGACUGUCAGCCAAAGAAGCAGGGACAACAGAACAAGCAGCUGGAGAAUCAGGGACCACAGGACCAUUCCAUGGUCGAUCAGGAACAACAAAACAAUCUACUUUAGGUUCAGGGAUGACCUUACCAUCUUCUCAAGAAAUAAGGACAACUAGCUCUUUGUUGGUAAAGACAGGCACAACUGGAGUAUCAGCUACUGGAUCAGCCACAACUGGACUGUCAUCUGGAGUAUCUGAUUCCACUGGACCAUCAUCUGAAGUAUUAGGAACAAUCAGAUCAUCAGCUGGUAUAUCAGAGACAACUGGACCAUCAACAAGUAGAUCUAGAAUGACAAGAGGACCAUUUUUUGUAGAAUCAGGAACAUCUGUACCAUCAAUAGGAUUGACAGGGAUGUCUGGUCCAGAGCCAACUGGAUCAUUCACUGGAAGAUCAGAAACAACAGCAACCUCUACUGUAAAUUCAGGUACUAGUGGUCUCUACAAUGGAGGAAUCCAGACAAAUGGGCUGUCAGCUAAAGAAGCAAGGACAACAGGACCAUUUCGAGGAGGGUCAGGAACAACUGGAAGAUUUUUUGUAGGUUCAGGGACAACUGUGCCAUCAUCUAGAGUGGAAAGCAUAACUGGACCAUUAUCUGGAAUGACAGGAAUAACUGGACCAUCAGCUGAGGAAUUAGUAACAACUAGUUCAUCAGCUGGUAUAUCAGAAACAACUGGAUUAUCAAUGGGUGGAUCUGGGAUGACAGCAGGACCAUCUGUUGUAGAGUCAGGAACAUCUGUAUCAUCAGUAGGAUUGAUAGGGACAUCAAGCCCGUCACAUGGGUUAGGAAUAACUGGGCCAUCAGCUGAAGGAGCAGGGACAACUGGAUCAUUUUCUGGAAGAUCAGAAACAACAUCAAUCUCUAUUAUAAGUUCAGGUACUAGUGGUCCCUACAUAGGAGGAAUCCAGACAACUGGAAAAUCUGUUGGAGAAGCUGGGACAACAGGACCAACAGCUGGAGGUUCAGGGACCACAGGACAAUUCCAUGAAGGAUCAGAAACAACAGGACAAUCUGUUUUGGUUUCAGGGACAACUAGACUGCCUGUUGUAGGUUCAGGGACAACUGGGGCAUCAUCUGGAGUGACAGGCAUAACUGGACCAUCAUCUGAAGUGAAAGGGACAAUUGGACCAUCAGCUGGACAAUUAGGAACAACUAGAUCAUCACCUGGUAUAUCUAGGACAACUGGACUAUCAUCUGGUGGGUUAGAGACAACUGGACUAUCUGCUGUAGGAUUAGGAACAUCUCUCCCGUCAAGAUUGACAGGAACGCCUGGACCAUCAGCUGGUUUAGCAACAACUGGACCAUCAGCUAAAGGAUCAGGGACAACUGAAUCAUUUUCUGGAAGAUCAGAAACAACUGAAAUCUUUGUUGUAAGUUCAGCAACUUUGAGUACAUCCAUAGGAGGAACACAGACAACUGGACAAUCUGCUGAGGAAGCAGGGGCAACAGGUCUAGAAUCUGGAGGGUCAGGGACUACAGGACUAUUCCAUGGAGGAUCAGAAACUACAGGACAAUCUAUUUUAGGUUCAGGGACGACCUUACCAUCUUCUGAAAAAUUAAGGUCAACUAGACCUUUAUUGGUAAAGUCGGGCUCUACUGGAGUAUCUGCUAUAGGAUCAGUCACAAGUGGACUGUCAUCCUGGGAAUCUGGGUCCACUGGAUCAUCAACUGAAGUAUUCAGAACAACUAGAUCUUCUGUUGGAAUAUCAAGGACAAGUCAACCAUCUACUGGAGGAUCAGGGACAACUGCACCAUCCGUUGUAGGAUUAGGAAUACCUUCAUCAGCACCAGGAUUGACAGAAUCAACUGGACCACCACUUUUAGGAUCAGGGACAACUGAAACAGCAGCUAGAGGAUUAGGGACCACAGGACUAUCAGCUAGCAGAUCAAGGACAACUGGAUCAUUAGCUGGAGUAUCAGAAACAACCAAAACCUCUGUUGCAAUGUUACAGACUACUGCAACAUCUAUAGUAGGAUCAUGGACAACUGAACAAUCAACUGAAGAAUCAAAGACAACUGUACAAUCAGCCCUAGGAUCAGAGACCUCAAGACCAUCUACUGGAUUGUCAGGAAUGACAGGAUCAUCAAGUUUUGGUUCAGGGACAACCCUGCCAUCAUCUGAAGAAUCAAGGGUAACUAGACCAUCCGUUAUAGGUCCAGGCACAACUGAACCAUCACAUGGAGUGAUUGGGACAAGUGGAUCAUCAUCUGGAGAUAUAUCCAUCACUGGACCACCAUCUGAACUAUUAGGAACAAGUAUAUCAUCAGUUGGUAUAUCAAAGACAACUGGACAAUCAAUGGGUGGAUUUGGGACAACUGGACCAUCUGUUGUAGAAUCAGGAACAUCUUUGCCAUCAGCAGGAUUUACAGGGAUAUCUGGAACAUUACAUGAGUUAGGAACAAGUGGACCUUCAGCUGAAGGAUCAAGGACAACUGGAAUAUUUUCUGGAUUAUCAGAAACAACUGAAACCUCUGUUGUAAGGUCUGAGACUACUGGACCAUCCAUAGGAGAAUCACAGACAACUGGACAAUUAAUUGAAGAAGCUGGAACAACUGUACAAGGAUUUGGGGCAGCAGAGACCACUCAGCCAUCUGUUGGAGGAUCAGGAACAACAGGACCAUCUAUUUUAGGUUCAGGGACAACUCCACAAUCAUCUGAAGGAUUAGGGACAACUGUACCACCAGCUAUAGAACCAGGAACAACUGGGCCAUCGACCAAAGGAUCAGCCAAAACUGGAUCAUCAGGAUUACAGACCACUGAAUCAAUUGAAAUAUUAGGAUCAGCUAUAUCAUCAGUCAGUGAUUCAAGGACAAUUAGACCAUCAACUAAAGGAUCAGGGACAACUGUAAGAUUACCUGAAAGAGCAGAGACAAUUGGACCACCUGUUGUAAAUUCAAGGAUAACUGGACCAUCUGUAGCAUCACAGAGGACUGGACCAUCAGCUGAAGGUUCAGUGACCACAGGAUCAUCAUCUGGAGGAUCAGGUACAACUGCCCCAUCUGUUAUAGGUUCAGAGACAACUGGACCAUCAGCUGGAGCACCAGGGACAACUGGAAUAUCAUCUAGAGGAGCAGGAGCAACUGGACUACUUGUUUUAGUUUCAGAUACAGCUAUCCCAGCAUCCGAAAGAUCCAGGACAACUGCAUCACCAGCUGGAGGAUCAGUGACAGCUGGACCAUCAAAUGGAGAAUCAAGGACAACUAGAUCAGCUAUUUUAGGUUUAGGGACAACUCAACCAUCAUCUGGAGCAUCAGGAACAACUGGACCAUCACAUGAAGUUUCAGGGACAACUGGACCAUCACCAGAAGGAUCAGGGACAAGUGGAUCAUCAACUGGGAUAACCACUGGGAUGUUAAGGAAUGAGGUUACCACAUCUGAAGGCGACCCAUUACUUUUCAUUUUAAUUUCAGGUUUCACAGAAGCUGCUCCUGGCUCAACAAUUGCACCAGAAAGUUCCACUACUGGCUCAGAUAAGAGAAUUCCACCAGUAUUAAUUGUAGGCACCACUAGGGUAGCCCCUGGCAUAACUGUUGUCCCUGGAAAUUCUAACACAGAGGCCACAACUUUCCUAGGAGAAAAUGAAACAACCAGAGUUGGAAUAGCCACAGGUACUACUGGUAUAGUCCCUGAGAAAACUGUGGAACCUGGAAAUUACAGCACAGGUACCACCAUGAUUUCACCUGGAGCUAGUAGAAGUUCACAGAGUUCCAAGCCAGGUCUUACAGAGGAAUUCUCUGGGAUAACUAUUAUAUCUGGAAGUUCCCAUACAGAGGCCACAACUUUAACAGAAGGCAGUGGUACUUCUGGAACUGGAUCCAGAUGCAGCACCACUGCAGUACCGGGAGGCCAAACAACUGGGAGUGUGACAGGCACCACUGGGGUAGCCCCUGGUACAACUGUUGUCCCUGGCAGUUCUAUUACAGAAGCCACAACUUCUGUGGGAGAAAGUGGAACAAGAAUGAGGAUCAUCACAGGCACCUCUGGCACAACAGGUGGAUAUGUUCCUGGAAGUGAGGCAGAGGCCACAACUUCCACAGAAAUGACUGGAACUGGAGCCCAAACAGGUACCAGUGGAGUAGUCUCUGGCACAACUAUUAAAUCUGGAAGAUCCAGUGUUGGAAAUUUGCCUCUGGAUCAGAAAGAUUGUUAUACAGGAAGGGCAGGUCCUCCAUCGCACACUCAGGCCAAUGGUGCUAUUGAUUCAGACUCCUCUGCUGGUUUCUGGACAACGCUUUUCCAGUGCCUGGCCAUGUGGUGUGGAUUUCUGAAUAGGGUGGUGGUAGUAGUAAUUUCCUGGAAGAUUAACCCACUGGACAUGAUUGAUGUUAUUGCCAAAUCGGCAGGAGUCAACACUGUCCCAAAAGCUUCUAUCUCAGUUUCAGGUACCAUUGGUGUGGCCUCGAGUACAACUGUUGCACCUGGACGUUCCCAUACUGAAGCUACAACACCCCCUGGAGGCAGUGGAAGCACAGGAAUUGAAAUUAAUACAGGGGGAUCCAGUAGCCAAGUCCCUGGCAUUCAAACAGGUACUAUUGGAGUGACCCCAGAAAGUACCAUGUCACCCAGAAUUUCCAACACAGGAGCUACCACUGGUGCAUCUGAGACACCAAGCCCUGGAAGUAAAACAGGCACUACAGGUAUAAUCACUGGCACAACAGCAUCUGGAAGUUCCAACACAGUUACCACUGGGAUAACCACAGGUACAACCAUCGCACUUAGGAGUUCCAACACAAAGGCUACAACUUCUACAGAAUUUGAAGCUACCACUGUAUUUGGAAUGGCCACUAGGGCUACAACUCUGGGACUAAGCCGUGACAUCACUGGGCAUGUAAUUCAAACAGGUACUAUUGUCAUAGGUGAAAUCACAGGUUACUCAAAAGUUUCCAACCCAACUUCAGGAGUCACCAACGUAAUUCCAGGGAGCCAGUCUACUGGAAGAAAAAUAGAAACCACAACUUUUAAAGAAGGUGUUGGAACUAUGGAAGCAAGAAUUUCAUCAGGCAAUACUCCAGAAUUAGUGAAAGUCACCACCAGCCAAGAAGGUACUAGUGUGGCAUCAAGUAGAAUUACCGGUGUCCCAGAAAGUCCCACCCAAGGUACCUCCAGGGAAGCAUUUGAAACAACCACUGCUCCUGGAAAUUCUACCACAGCCACUGCUUCCAUUGGAGUCAAGGAAACCUCUGGAACUAGAAUGCAAACAGGCUCCACCUCCAUGUCAACUAAAAUCACAACAAGACCCAAAGUAUCCUAUCCAGAAACCACUCUAGUCACAACAAGAGACCAAGAAACUGAAUAUAAAACAGGAUGUCCAGCAUCACUUCCACCACCUCCAGUUUGUCAUGGUCCGCUGGGAGAAGAGAAAUCUCCUGGAGAUAUAUGGACUGCCAAUUGCCACAAAUGCACCUGUACUGAUGCAAAGGCUGUAGACUGUAAACCCAAGGAGUGCCCUUCUGCACCCACAUGCAAAACUGGAGAGAGGCUUGUAAAAUUCAAAGCUAAUGAUUCCUGCUGUGAAAUUGGAUACUGUGAACCAAGAACAUGCUUAUUUAACAAUACUGAGUAUAAGAUUGGUGCUUCAUUUGAUGACCCUAGCAAUCCAUGCAUCUCCUACUCCUGCCAUAGCACUGGUUUCAUCGCAGUGGUCCAGGACUGCCCAAAGCAGACCUGGUGUGCAGAAGUAAACAGAGUCUAUGAUUCAAACAAAUGUUGCUAUACAUGUAAUACUAAUUGUAGAUCUUCACUUGUGAAUGUGACUGUUAAGUACCGUGGUUGCCAGAAAAAACUUGAGAUGGCAAGAUGUGUAGGGGAAUGUAAGAACACUGUUAGGUACAAUUAUCAUAUCUUUCAGCUGGCAAAUUCAUGUCUUUGCUGCCAAGAAGAUAAGUACGAAUUCCGGGAAGUUUUUCUUGACUGUCCUAAUGGCAGUACAAUACCUUACAGAUAUAGGCACAUCACGGCAUGUUCUUGCUUAGAUAUGUGCAAACAGUCUACACUCCCAACAGUCAGUUAACGCUAAUAUCACCUUUCCAAGUAUAACAGGCCAGGUAUUUAUUUUAUAAAUGCACAAAAAUCACUAAAAUAGAAUAACUAAACAUUUGUAUCUCACUCAAAGUGUGAAUUCUCAUUCUGAGGCAUUUUGUUCUCUUGUUGACUGGAUGUGAAAAAUAAAUACAAGUUUUCAAGCAA
Molecule: messenger RNA, 20594 nt
Organism: Leopardus geoffroyi (Geoffroy's cat)
Lineage: Eukaryota; Metazoa; Chordata; Mammalia; Carnivora; Felidae
Gene: MUC19
Product: mucin 19, oligomeric
Exons: 77
Coding region: 16-20418 (6800 amino acids)
Cellular component (GO): extracellular matrix
Molecular function (GO): protein binding
Source: RefSeq, a predicted model, not a curated record